Molecule: messenger RNA, 3480 nt
Organism: Etheostoma cragini (Arkansas darter)
Lineage: Eukaryota; Metazoa; Chordata; Actinopteri; Perciformes; Percidae
Product: G-protein coupled receptor family C group 6 member A-like
Exons: 6
Coding region: 42-2615 (857 amino acids)
Biological process (GO): G protein-coupled receptor signaling pathway
Cellular component (GO): membrane
Molecular function (GO): G protein-coupled receptor activity
Source: RefSeq, a predicted model, not a curated record
GCUGACAAACCAGUUCACACUCUAGAGAAAGGAACCACUGAAUGCAUGUGUUUUUCCCUUGUGUAUCCAUAAUGUUCUUGCUGUGGUUAUGUGUGAGUAUCAUGAGUGGGUUUUGGCAUUGUUCAUGUUGUGGUCUUCUAAAUGCAUACUCUCCUGGGGACAUCAUCAUUGGAGGACUUUUCCCAAUUCACUUAAAAACCAAUAGAACAACAAUACCUGGACCGCUCUCCUGUAGUGACUAUGAUUUAGGAAUGUUCCUUGAGUCUCAAGUGAUGAUACACGCAAUCAGAGAAAUAAACCAGCGCACUGGGGUUCUACCCAACUUCACCAUAGGAUAUGACAUCUAUGACACUUGUGGAGAUGUCAGCAUUGCCAUAAGAGCGACACUCCAGAUGUUGAAGAACCAUUCAGACCCUCAGAGCUGCUUAGUACCUACAACCUUUGGAUCUACUUUACCUGAACCCCAAACAAAGGCAGUGAUUGGUGAACAACUUUCUGAAGUAUCAACAGUUGUUGCACGAGUUUUAGCUCUGUCAUCAGUUCCCCAGAUUAGCUAUUCUUCAACUAGUGAGCUACUCAGCAGAAAGUCAAAGUUCCCCACUUUUCUGCGAACAGUACCUAGUGAUCUGUAUCAGACAAAUGCCAUUUCUGAGCUGGUGAAACAGUUUAACUGGAAAACAGUGGCCAUUGUGGGAAGCGAUGAUGAGUACGGGAAGUACGGCAGUGAUAGCGUUAAGGACAUGAUCCUUAAAUCAAACGAUACAUGCAUUGAAUUCAUUGACAUCCUGCCUGAUGACUUUUCUGCAAACAAUUUCCAAUCCAAGAAGAUGCUGGCCGACCUGGUGAGCAAGAUCAAUAAAUCCUCUGCUGAAGCCAUUAUUGUGUUUGCCAAGGUAGCCAGUGUUUCUCCCAUCAUGGAAGCAGCUGUGGAAAACAACCUCAACAGAACUUGGAUUGCAAGCGAUUCAUGGUCCACAUCUGAAAACAUUACUGGAAUGCCACGCAUUAAGAGGGCCGGGGAGGUUUACGGAUUCAUCCCUAAGAAGAAUGAGGUUCCUGGUUUUAAAGACUAUGUCAUCUCAAUGUUCAAUGGGCCAACUAAUGCCAUUCUCAAACAUCACCUGACUAAGUAUCCACUUUGUUCUGAUCAGUCUGAGGGGAACAGAGAGCUUAACUGCUCGCUAACAAACAGCAAGGAGUCCAAGCAAUGUCUGGAUCCGAGUUGCUUGCCCACUUACAUUAACCAGUAUGAAUCCUACUAUAUCUACCUAGCUGUUCACGUCAUUGUUGAGGGGCUUCGCAGCUUGCUAAAGUGUGACAACCACCAGUGUAAACGUAGCACCCCAUUUACAGCCUUCGAGCUGCUUACGGAAAUCAAGAAAGUGAACUUCACUGUGAACACCACACAUAUAUUCUUUGACGCCAAUGGAGACCCCAGUGUAGGAUAUGAUAUUGUACAUUGGGACAUGGCUAAACCCAGCCUACAAAUAGAAACCAUUGGACAUUACUGGCCAGGAGGAAAAUUAGAAGUCAGUGAUGAUCUUGUUAGAAUGAUGCGCAAUGUGACGAUAACAGCCUACAACUGCUCGAAAACGUGUAAACCAGGACAGGAGUUGAAAAAGGAAAGGAAACUGUGUUGCAGCGUUUGUGUUCCAUGUGCAGAAGGAGAAUAUUCUGCUAGAGAUGGUGAGGAGUGUAAACGCUGCAGUUCAGGGAACUAUUCGUCUCCAGAGAGGGAUGUCUGUUUGGAAAAAACGAUUGACUUCCUGAACUGGUCAGAUCCCUUCAUCAUCAUUUUGAGUUUCUUGGGAGUCUUUGGUAUUGUAGUUUCCAUUGUGUUUGCUAUUUUGUUUGCAAUCCAUCGCAGCACUCCUGUUGUUAAUGCCGUCGGAGGUUACUUGUGUUUCUUGGAGCUUUUGUCCUUGCUGCUCUGCUUCUGCCUUACAUUUAGCUUUGUGGGGAUGCCCACUGAGGCUUCCUGCAAGGUAGGCCUGCCUCUCUUCGGCAUAGCCUUCUCCCUCUGCAUCUCCUGCAUUCUGGCCAACCUUCUCCAAAUCUUCGUGGGCUUUAGAUUUGACCUAAAUUUAAACUCCUGGAUUAAGAAGCUCAACCAGCCACUGGCUGUGGUGACAAUUGUCUCUGGGAUCCAGUUGGCCCUGUGUGUGCCAUGGCUGUAUUUGUAUCCCCCAUUUCCUGAGUAUACAGAGAUAUCAAGGGACAUCAUCCUGUUACAGUGUAACAAAGGCUUCUCUGGAUUCUUCAUUGCCAUGUUAGGCUACAACACUUUCUUGGCCCUUAUUUGUUUCCUGUUUGCAAUCAAAGGUAAACAGUUGCCAGAUCUGUAUAAAAAUGCAAGUCUGGUCACCAUCAGUAUGCUGCUGUUUUUAAUCGUUUGGAUUUUCUUCAUCCCGAUUUAUAUCAGUUUGGUUGGUAAGUACAAACGUGCAAUUGAAAGCUCAGCAAUUCUCAUUUCUUGCUACAGCAUCCUUGGAUGUCACUUGGCUCCAAAGUGUUACAUCAUGGUGUUCAGGAAAGAGAUUAAUAAUGAAAAUGCCAUUACUUUGUACAUCAGGCAGCAUUAUGAGCAGAAAGACAUGGUUGUGGUGAAAUCAUAAUCUCACAUGCACAUCUGUCAGGUCUUUCCGGUUGUCAGGUUUCAACAAUCAUCCCCACAGAAAUACGUCUUCCUGUGGGGACGUCAUACUGUAGCAUUAUUGACGUUUUUACACUUACAAAAUACAGCAUGUUAAUUACAGAUAUUGGGUUAGGCUGGUAAGCAAUAUAUGUACCUCUGAUAAUGACCUGAAAAAAUAUUACAAUGUUUCCAAACUUAAAAAAACUCUUGGUUUGGACACUGAUGGAUGAAAUUUGAAUUUCUAUUAUGAAUAAUGUAUACAAAUGAAGAGGGGGUAAGACCAGAACAGUUUUCAACUUCUUCCUGCCCCUUUUGAACAUAAACAAUCUUAUUUAAGUGGCUUAUGUGUUGUUUAUGUGUGGCUGAGGAUCCCGUUUGUUUUACUUUUUGUUUUUUAUUGCUGACAAGUCUAACGUUGUGUAUUUGUUUUUAUUUUAUCUAAGUUAACUGGCUGCUGGCUGUAUAGUCUGUAUUUAACAAUCCAAUAUGAGAUUGCAUGUAUCAACAUGAAUCAACUGGUACUACCUUUACAAAGGGGCAGAUACUCAAAUCACACACAAAAUAUAUUCCCUUUGAAUGGGCCCAGGAGGUAGAGCGGUUGUGAUUUUCAAAAUGGGGCCCCCCUGGUCGGUUCCCAAAAAAGGGGAAUCAUUUAUUUUCACUAAAAUUCCAUCCAUAGUAACCCAAUGCCAGAAUGGACGGCUAUUUUGGUCAUGGGGUUUAUGCACUUCUUAUGAUAAAACAUCUAAAAAGAAAAAGAAAAAUUGUAACAAAUGGGGAACCCUUGGGCAAAAUCUUAUUAAAUAGAGGUCUUUGAUGUAAUUUGUCAGGUUAGGGGUUGUUGU